GCCCAAGUUCCAUGGAGUUUCCUUUGGAGCGCAGCCUCUACGCAACACUCAAGAGGAUCGAGUAUGUGCUGCUGGUCAAAGGACAGGGUAUCGAGGAGCUGCGGGGUCACUGGGCACGGGACAGCAGCACGAGCGCGUGCCACAAAUGUGACGAGCGCUUCAGUGCCUUCAAGCGGCGCCACCACUGCCGCCUGUGUGGCGACCUCUUCUGCUCCGCCUGCUGCAACACUCGCCUGCCACACGAGCUGGUGCCACACGCAGACGGGCCUGCCCCCGAGGCGGCGGGACGCGACAGCUGGCAAGGGACGCCCG
Hyalella azteca is the source of this 312-nucleotide messenger RNA. RefSeq names its product zinc finger FYVE domain-containing protein 21-like. Gene Ontology annotation, molecular function: metal ion binding; 1-phosphatidylinositol-3-phosphate 5-kinase activity. The transcript is spliced from 3 exons. The annotation marks the transcript as partial. NCBI's taxonomy places the organism in Eukaryota, Metazoa, Arthropoda, Malacostraca, Amphipoda, Hyalellidae. The record is from RefSeq and is a predicted model, not a curated record.